Messenger RNA from Zasmidium cellare ATCC 36951, 486 nucleotides. RefSeq lists its product as uncharacterized. The record is from RefSeq and is a predicted model, not a curated record. The transcript has a single exon. The coding region runs from base 1 to 486 and encodes 161 amino acids. Lineage: Eukaryota; Fungi; Ascomycota; Dothideomycetes; Mycosphaerellales; Mycosphaerellaceae.
AUGAAAUCAAUCCACCUCCUAUCCCUCCCCAUCCUCACCCUCACCCUCCUCGCUCUCCUCCCCCUCCCCCUCGCCACCUCCGACUACACCAACGCCCUCGCCUGCGCCCGCCGCAACCCCUCCAUCAACGCCGCCAUCUCAAAACUCUGCACCCGGCGCGACAAAGCCGGCAACCUCUUCAACAAAAUCGUCGUCCCCUCGCCCUACACCUCCCAAGGCGCGACGGUCGAUGGGGUCAGAGUGAGAAUCACGGGCACGUGCAGUCCGCCGCAGUGGGUGCCGCUGCAGUAUUGUGGGGCGCAGUUUCAUGGGAUUUGUGCGGGUGGGGGGAGUGUGGGGAGGUUUGGACGGAGCGGGUGUCAGGUUUGGAGGAUUGAGAGGGUUGAUGGGGGACGGGUGGCGGGUUUGGUUGGGGAGGUUGUGGAGGGGAUGGGGAGGGUUAGGGAGGGGGGGGGGAAUUUGGUGGGGGCGGUUAGGGGUGGGUGA